This is a messenger RNA of Gadus macrocephalus (Pacific cod), 2069 nucleotides long. RefSeq names its product leucine rich repeat containing 59 (gene lrrc59). The record is from RefSeq and is a predicted model, not a curated record. The coding region runs from base 213 to 1181 and encodes 322 amino acids. Gene Ontology annotation, molecular function: protein binding. The transcript is spliced from 8 exons. NCBI's taxonomy places the organism in Eukaryota, Metazoa, Chordata, Actinopteri, Gadiformes, Gadidae.
UCAUGAAGUUGUUCUUCUUCUCUGACAGCUGCAGUCAAUCUGUGACGUGGAUUUUCAUUCAAGGAUUCCUCAGUCCCUGUAUUGUACCAACUAAAUAAAUUAGCACUAAGCUUUAUUUCACAUUCUCCGAUUUAUUUUGACGUUCUGUCCUUUAUUUGGUCUUCAUAGUACAUCAUUAUACCACAGAAGAUUUAACAGCCACAGGUACCACGAUGAGUAAAGGCAAAGUGCUGAACCUAAAGGAUAAGAUCAAUGGAAACGAAAUGGACCUCAGUCUCUGUAACCUGUCCGAAGUUCCAGUCAAAGAACUCGCUGCUUUGCGAAAAGCGACGGUUUUGGACUUGUCUUGCAAUAACAUCACAUCACUUCCUCCAGACUUCUGUAAACUGACUCACCUGAUCAGGGUAGACCUGAGUAAGAACCAGCUGGCCUCACUGCCCGAUGACCUGGGUAACCUCUGCAACCUCCAGCACCUGGACCUGUACAACAACAAGCUAACAGGCCUCCCUGUCAGCUUCUCUCAGCUACGGAACCUCAAGUGGCUGGACCUGAAAGACAACCCCCUGGAGACGGAGCUGGCCAAGGCGGCCGGGGACUGUCUGGACGAGAAGCAGUGCAAACAGUGUGCCUCCAAGGUUCUGCUGCACAUGAAAGAAGUCCAGGAAGAGGUGGACAAAGCCAGAGAGAAACGCUUCCUGAAAGAGCGAGAACAAGAGAAGAAGAAGGAGGCCAAGAAGAGGGAGCGCGAGGCCAAGGAGCGCGAGGUCCGGAAGCAGGAGAAGGCGGAGGAGAAGGAGAGGAGGAGGAAGGAGUACCAGGCCCAGCUGGACGCCACAGCCGCCCAGGAGCACCAGAGGAAGAAGAAGGAGGAGAAGAAGAAGAGGAACGGGCUGGCGGCAGAUAAAAAAGCUGCAGAGGAGUCCGCCCCGAAACCACGGCGCUCUCUGAUUGGCCUGCUGUUCAAGCUCCUCCUCCUGCUGCUGCUGGGACUGGCCGGCGCGGCGGCGGCCUGUCAGCUGACGGAGCUGGGCAGGGAGGCGGCGUGCGUGCCGGUCAACGCGGCCCUGGAGACGGGGCUGACCUGGGCCCGGCGGCAGGACGUGCUGCUCAGACAGCUGCUGAAGGACUGGUCCACGAUGGCCAAGGAGCUGCUGGAGUCCAGCCAGACGGCCAAGAACUGAACCCAGGUCCGGUUCAGUCGCUCGUCACCGUGGGUUCCCGCUGUUAUGUAUGUGUGUGUGUGUGUGUGUGUGUGGAAAUGUGGGAUAGUUGACUUUUUUUCUUGCUUUGUUGACUAAACUUAACUGCGGAAAUUGUGAAUCUCUGUAAGAUGGGAACCCACGUCCCGCACCCGCGCCCCAUCCAUCCUGCAUGAGGGUGUGAAACUUAAUCUGGAUCGGUAGAAAGCAGGGAAAAGGACAAAUGUAAAAAACAAAACUAAGGCCCUCUAAAAUUCCUAUGGAAUUGUUGUUGCUCUUGGCUCCCGUUUGUACUGCCUCUUUAUUUUUUAUUUUUAACAUUGUCUUAAACAUUUCUCUAGUCCAUGCCUUAUGCUUAAAGAAUGCAAGCUAACACUCAGACACAAUGCACACUCAAUGGGUUGAUUUGAGGGAUUCCAGGUAUUAAUUUAUGUUAGGUUGCUCUGUGCUGUUUAGACUCUUAAAUCUACAGCCAGUCAUGACUCUCCUUUAGGUUACUAUCUGAUGCGGAAUAUAAAGAACAUGCUGAAAAUACGCAACCUCGUUUUUAUUCUAAACAAUUAUCUAAGGUAUCACAGUGUAUGUAAUUUUGAUGGAAUAUCUGGGCAUUAAUUUAAAGACGACGAGAGAUGGUUUGAAUUUAAAAUUGAAAUUUUCCUUUUGGUCAUUUUGAUCGGUCAUGAUUUGUUAGAACAAAAGUUGCCCAUGCUAUCGUUGAUCACAUCGUCCAUCUGUGGAGAUGGGAGAUCUGAGGUCACUACUGAUCAAUGAAAUGCAAAUUGUACCGCUUCACCUGAAAUGUGUUCUGGAGUUAUUUCGUUUGACCAAAUAUUUCAUCAGUAUUAUUAAAGGGUUCUACGCUGCAGAAAA